UCAUUCGCUACCAAAGACCUGUUGUCGAACCAAAGACAGCCCUCGUGAAUCAAAAGCUUUACAGAACGGCGGCUACCAUGAAGUUCUUCGUAAGCAUCACUGUUUGCGGCCUCGUGGCUUGCGCUGUCUUCGCUGAAGACACAAAGAAGAGGGACGAGAAGAAGGACGUUGAAGCACGUGGCGGUAUCCUGGGUGCUGGAGUCGGACUUGGUGGCAUCGGGGGCGGAUACGGCGCUGGAGUAGGCCCCGGUCUCGUGGGCGCUGGACUUGGGGGAGCCGGCCUCGGCGGAGCUGGUCUAGCCGGCGCUGGUCUUGGUGGUGCUGGUCUAGCUGGAGCUGGGUAUGGCGGAGCAGGCCUCGCUGGAGCCGGUCUUGGUGGAGCUGGCCUCGGUGGAGCUGGUCUCGCUGGAGCCGGUGUUGGCGGCGCUGGACUUGCUGGUCCUGCUCUCGUUGGCCCUGGAGUCGCGGGUGCCGGAGUCGUCGGUAGCCCAGCUCUCGUUGGUGCCGGUAUUGGACAUGGCGUUGGCGUCGGCCACGGCGUUGGCGGUGGCUACCAGUCUGGCUACGGAUCUUCAGCUGGAGGUCACCAGUCUGGAUACCAGGGAGGCGCCUCUGGACACAACCAAGGAUCCGGGGCGUUCGCCGGUGGAGCGUCUCACAGCAAGGUUAACGCUUACAACAACAAGCAGGGUUACAGCCACAGUUCUGGCUUCUCGUCCAGCGACAGCAAGACAUUCGGCUCUGGCUUCAACCAGGGUUCUUCGGGUUUCAAGAAGGGCGCCGCGGGACAUCAAGCCGGCUUCGGACAGUCCUCCCACGGAAAUGCUGCCGGUGUUGGAGUUGGUGGCGUCGGUCUCCAUGGCUAAAUAACCUGGUGAAAUACUGCUGCUGCAGCAUCCUUGUUCCUGUUUUCAAGCCCAGCCUCUACGUCAUAAAAACUUACAAUAAAAAUGUUUUCCGUUAAGUA
Rhipicephalus sanguineus (brown dog tick) is the source of this 967-nucleotide messenger RNA. Its product is annotated as acanthoscurrin-1. NCBI's taxonomy places the organism in Eukaryota, Metazoa, Arthropoda, Arachnida, Ixodida, Ixodidae. The record is from RefSeq and is a predicted model, not a curated record. The transcript is spliced from 3 exons. The coding region runs from base 78 to 866 and encodes 262 amino acids.